UUUUUGGCCAAUAUAUGGCAUUUUGGACAUUGAUUCCUUCAGAGCUUAUCCCAAAUUCGAAAGAACCCUAAAUUAUUCCGAUCUGCUCAUUUCUGCCGAUUGAUCAAAGAAUCGACUAUUUUUGGAAAAAAGGUGAUCGAUAUGGGUAAUACGGACAAGCUGAUGAACCAAAUCUUUGAAUUGAAAUUCACGUCAAAGUCUCUGCAGAGGCAAUCGAGGAAGUGCGAGAAAGAGGAGAAGUCGGAGAAGCUCAAGGUGAAGAAAGCCAUUGAGAAAGGUAACAUGGAUGGUGCUCGGAUCUAUGCCGAGAACGCUAUUCGCAAGCGCAGCGAGCAGAUGAACUACCUUCGUCUCUCCUCUCGCUUGGACGCUGUUGUUGCUCGCCUUGAUACUCAGGCCAAGAUGGCCACCAUCACCAAAUCUAUGACUAACAUUGUCAAAUCCCUCGAAUCUUCUCUUGCCACCGGCAACUUACAGAAGAUGUCAGAGACAAUGGACUCGUUUGAGAAACAGUUUGUGAACAUGGAAGUUCAAGCUGAGUUCAUGGAGAAUGCAAUGGCUGGCUCGACUUCAUUGUCGACUCCAGAGGGAGAAGUUAACAGCUUGAUGCAGCAAGUAGCAGAUGAUUACGGUCUUGAAGUUUCUGUUGGACUGCCUCAGCCUGCUGGUCAUGCUAUUCCUACCAAGACUGAAGAGAAAGUUGAGGAGGAUGAUUUAUCCAGGAGACUCGCUGAGCUUAAAGCCAGAGGGUAAUUUAACGAACCUAACAAACAAACAAAAUGUGUUUGGAAUCUACUUUUAUCAACAUGUUGAUUUGAUACUAUUAAUCCAUGAACGUGAUGGGAAUGUUUGUGUAUAUUGCUCACUCUGGAAUACGCUUCUGUUAUAAAACCUUGAGUCUGCUUUUACAGUGAUGUAAGAGCAGAUCAUGUUUUACUUCUAACAUUACUCUGUAUUUAGUUCUGAUCACCUCUACAUAUCAAAUAUACUACCUACUUUUCUGA
Messenger RNA from Camelina sativa (false flax), 1004 nucleotides. Its product is annotated as ESCRT-related protein CHMP1A. Gene Ontology annotation, biological process: vacuolar transport. The record is from RefSeq and is a predicted model, not a curated record. Lineage: Eukaryota; Viridiplantae; Streptophyta; Magnoliopsida; Brassicales; Brassicaceae.